GCCAGGCAUACGGAGAAGGGAAAGGAGGAAGGAGCCUUUACCUGGCUCUGCCGCGGCGGGUCCCAGGCCCCAGGUUCCGCUUCCCACUUAGCGCUCUCCUCCCCGCCACCCUCUUCUACGCAGUUCGGCCCCCCAGUUCCCUAAGGAGACUCCGCCAACUCCGCAAGACCCCGCCGGGAAGCAGAGCCCACCCCCUUGCCAAUCACUACCCGCUUUCUAUCGACCGAUGGGGCCUCUGGCCAAUAGGAAUAACUGCUCCCGAGGAGCCAGGAGUAGGGGCGGGGCUGACAAAACUUAGAGGUGUGGCAAGCACUGGCUGCCCAGGCCCAGUCCCAGAGUGAGCUCCUCCCCAGCCUGUGGAACCCUAAAGUAGAACUGAUGGGCGGGAUCAAAUGGGACCGACAGCCAAACACAAACUCGCAAGAGAAGACCAGACCAAUCAGGCCCGGGAAAGGGGGAGGGAUGGCUAGCCAAUAAGCAGUAGAGGACCCUAGAGUAUCUACCAAUAAGAAGCUCGGGGUGUGCCUUCCAAGUUCACAGGGGGAAGGAGGGUUUAACCCAAGCAGAUGCUGGCCAAUGAGCUUAGAGGCCCAGCCAAGCUGAACCAAUCAGAGAGUCGGUCUGACCGCGGCACCGUUACUGGGGGCGAGGCCUCUGAGCUCACGUCAGGAGAAGGCCCCUGGCCUUCCAAUGUGGGACCGGGGCGAAUUCUAGUCCUCCCAAUCCGUGCUCGGCGCAGGCAAUUCAAACUGACAGCGGGUUAGAAAAAGCAAGAGAAAGCGGAAGAAAAGAGCACAACCCGGCGUGUUCGGUGACAGACUCCAGCGCGGACUGAGCCUAGUCUGCGGCCUCUCCCCGCCACCUCCAUCCAACACCACUGCGGGCUCCGGAGCGGCCGCUGGGGGAGAGACCUCCAGGGUGGCAAGUGCGCGCGCGAGCCGAGGGAGCGAGGACGCCGAGAGCCGCGGUGCAAGGGAGGGGGCCCGCGGCCGGGCUCGGAGAAGGGAGCGCGGCACCGGGGCGCGAGCGGCGUGGAAAGGGCUGAGGGGUCUGGAAUCGUGCCGGGAGGCCGCGUGCAGCCGGGCAGGCAUUGGAGCGCUCUGCGGGCGGGGCUCGCACUGGGAGUGGUCAGAGGCGAGGCUUUAAAGGGCAGCCCGCUGGGCCCCGGGACUCGCUGGAUUCCCGGGCAGGAGCUCCGGAGCACAGAAAGUGAAAGCUCUUUUAAAGUUUCCCUUCAACUCUGCUUGUCCCUCCCCACCUCGAACUCCAUCCCCUCACCCGCCCCACCCCGCUUCCCCACGCGCAAGUCAAAAGGAAGUAAAAAUAAAUACUGAUUUUACCGCCCCCCCCCCCCCCCGGGGAGACAGAACUCCCUUCCUAAUUUUAGAGCUUAGAGAACUCAAGGCCUCCCGACUGGGUUGUUAGCCUGGGGGAAAUCAAAGCAGGAACGGUAUUGCUCGCUUCCCCUUUUCACAAUUCUGUACCUCGCUCUCCGUGGGACGCUAUGUCUGCCGUCAACUGUACUUUCAAGGACCGAUGCGUGUCCAUCCUGUGUUGCAAAUUCUGUAAACAAGUUCUCAGCUCUAGGGGAAUGAAGGCUGUUUUGCUGGCCGAUACUGACAUAGACCUUUACUCUACAGACAUCCCUCCUACCGACACCGUGGAUUUCAUUGGAAGAUGCUAUUUCACUGGAAUCUGCAAAUGUAAACUGAAGGACAUCGCAUGUCUAAAAUGUGGGAACAUUGUAGGCUAUCAUGUGAUUGUUCCAUGUAGUUCCUGCCUUCUUUCCUGCAACAAUGGACACUUCUGGAUGUUUCACAGCCAGGCCGUUUAUGGUAUUAACAGACUGGACUCCACUGGUGUAAACUUCCUACUUUGGGGCAACUUGCCAGAGACAGAAGAAUGUACAGAUGAAGAUAUGUUAGAAAUUUCAGCAGAAGAGUAUAUUAGAUGAAUGGAUUACAAUAUAUAUAUAAUAUUUUAUAGUUUUUCUAUUUAAAAUAUUUAAUUGGUCAAUUUUAACGUUGCCAAUAAAGA
This is a messenger RNA of Onychomys torridus (southern grasshopper mouse), 2037 nucleotides long. It is a transcript of the gene Rumy1, whose product is annotated as family with sequence similarity 72 member A. Bases 1505 to 1954 code for a protein of 149 amino acids. The record is from RefSeq and is a predicted model, not a curated record. The transcript is spliced from 4 exons. NCBI's taxonomy places the organism in Eukaryota, Metazoa, Chordata, Mammalia, Rodentia, Cricetidae. Gene Ontology annotation, cellular component: cytosol.